UGUUCCCGUUGAUUUUUCUUUUUCGAAAAUACAUCAAUGCAUCAGGCCCUAUUGAUAGCUUGAUCAGUGGUGCAGUGUUGCGUGUUUCAACCAAGCCUCCAUUUCAGUCAACAACUCUUCGGAAUACCUGACAUUUAGUGGAUAGAAUUUACACCUGUUUCUUGUCAGCAAGACGUCGCUAAGUAGCCACUGGAUAAAAGGGGGCCAAACCCGAAAGGAGGAAUAAGGAAGUGAACAAAGAGUCAUCAAGCAGAGCCAAGAAGAUAUUGCAUAAUCGUGAUGGCCAAAGCUCAAAGGACUGUGGACCUGCAUGUUCUCGGGGAUAAAGGAUCGGGCAAGUCUCUUUUCAUACGGCAACUGGCUAAUACAGUAGACUUCAGAAAGCUGAAAAUUAGUAAGAAGUGUUACGUUGUGGAAUUGGAUCUGGAAAAGCUUAUUGGAAUUCCAGUUCUUCUAAACAUCAGAGAAUACAGAAGUUGGAAGUCCCAUAGAGCUCUUAUCGCCAUUAAAUACUGUAGGGCAGAUGCAUAUUUACUGUUUUAUGACAUAGAGGAAACAACUAUCUUCGAGAGAGCUCCAAGGAUAACGCGGUGGCGUUAUUUGAAGGGAGGAAAAACCUAUCUAUUGGGAAACAAAAGUGACAGGGUAGACAGAGACAACGUUCAGUUAAUGGAUCCUAUCACUACCAAGCGACAGCCAGUGAAGCGCCACUUGAUGGUAUCAGCUAAAGAUGGACAUAACAUACAUAAAAUGCUGGUUGAUGUUCUUGGGGAUGUCUUGGGCUCCAGUUUUGUAAUCAACAGUAGUCCACCAUAUUUAGACGUGCCCACUAGGAGUCGGGAUCGCCGCUUGGAAGUUCAAACCUAUCCAGUGGGAGUUCAAGCUGGUUUGUGUGUUAUUGUUAACAACGACACGUUUGACAACGCAGCAGAUCGACACGGCGCUGACAAGGACGUUAUUAUGAUCGAAACAACAUUUCGACCACUUGGAUUUGAUAUGGGACAAGUGAAGAACAAAGACAUUUCAACACUACUGGAAGACAUGAUCCAUAUAUCUAAGCUGGAUUAUACAUCGUACAGCAUGUUUGUGUGUUUCAUCAUGUCUCAUGGGUCAGAGAACACCAUUUGUGGAGUAGACGGCCUGACUAUCGAAAUUGAAGAGUUAACAUCUCUGUUUUGUGCCCAGAAUUGUCCCGGUCUAACCGGCAAACCCAAGCUGUUCAUAAUUCAGGCAUGUCAGGGGUCUAAGGUUAAUCCGUCGGCAACCGAUCAGUGCGAUGGAACAGGUCUUGCGGACACUCGAGAGAGGACUACUGUGCCAAUGGUUGGAGACUUUUUAAUUGCAUAUGCUACCAGUAAAGGAUUCAUUGCGUACCGCAAUUCCAAAAUGGGUUCUCCGUUUAUACAGACACUGUGCGAGACAAUUCGGGAUUUUCCUGAAAAUCACAUUGUGGAUAUUCUGACCGUGGUAAACGAGAAGGUUGCCGCUAUGAAAUUUAAAGGGUCAUUUAAACAGAUGCCUAUGUUCCAGUCGCAACUUAGAAAGCACCUGUACCUGAAGAGGCCGUCCGUGAGAUCGGGCCAUGAUGACAUUGUCGACCAAUGACUGACUCUGUGAAUAUAUCGAAACUAGUUGUCCUGUUGUCCAGUUGGAUACAUGUUGACAAGGCAACAAUCAACAAUAAUGGUAAUCUGCGGAUCUGCCAGUAGGAAAAGUAGGUGUUCAGUUGGAUACGUGUUGUCAAGGCAACAGGCACCCGUACGUGACUGUAGCCUGUGGAUCUGUCAGUGACAAACCUAGGUGUUCAGAUGGCUGUAAUCUCUGGACUGACAGUAGUUUGUGGAUCUGUCAGUGACAAACCUAGGUGUUCAGAUGGCUGUAAUCUCUGGACUGACUGUAGUUUGUGGAACUGAGAAUGGCAAAACUGUCAAGGCGACAGACAACCAUUACGGACUGUUAAAUGCUGAUUGUUGAUGUAUUGAUAAUCUAUAAUUUUGUUGACAUAGACUGAUAUUUGCAUGUUAGUAGAUUUGACGUACAGAAAAAGAUUUAUGCUAGACCAAUGUAAAUCAUCGAACUGCUUUGAAGUGGAUCCAUUCAAAGUGAAUAUUUGCAUAAUUCAUCGGUUUUGGGCAGGUGCAAAGAGACUGGUUAGUUUAUGAUUAACAGAUACACAAAUUAUUUACACCAUGAAGACAAUGAACUUAAGCAUUGUUAUUUGUUGUAAACCAGUGGUAUUCAUAAAGCCAAUGUGCAAUGAGAUGAACUGUAUUUAAAUGGAAUAGAUAUUUUGACUGAGCACUACAUAUGCAUAUAUUAUUUCAGAUGUGUAUAGGCUUUGUGUCAAGCAACUACCGUAAAUGAUAAACGGAAAUAAUCUUUUUUAAUAUGUCUUGUCUGAUUUGCCUGUUUGUAAUCAAUUCAUAACACCUUAAACAAAAAUUCAACAGUCAGUAAAAAGGUUUAUAUUUCCACAAGUCCAUGAUUUAUUUACAGCCAACACUGGGUCAAGGGUCAAAAGUAGUUCCUAUGCAAAUUAGCCAACUCUCAAUGAGGUCAGGUCUGAUGUCUUGCCCCUGGCUUUCAUUGGCUGAAGAUGUCCAACAUGUUGAAGUUAGAUGCAUUAGGAAAGUGUGGAGUUUGUUCACUAGCUGUUUUUCUCCCAAUCUGGCACGGUGGUUAAAAGGUCAUAGAGGAGGAUUUUGAAUUGGCGAAUUACAGGUUAGUUUCACUUGGUUUCAUAAAAAAAUGAAAUUAAAAUACAAAAAUAUGUCUAAUUUUUGAAAGUUUAAUUCAAUAUUCAUCAUAGCUGUAUUUAUGCAUUUGGUGGAGGUAUACUUUGACUUAUAGUUAGAAGGUGGUGUCAAUAAUUUCACUUGCAAUUGAUUCAGAUUUAUGUUUGAGUCCAAACAUACUGUACAUUUACUUUACUGGUUAGAAUUAUCAUUUCCAUGCUAAUUAAGGCAUACUAUAUUCAGUCCUUGGUUGGUCCUUGGUCAUAGCUGUAUUUAUCCAUUUGGUGGAGGUAUACUUUGACUUAUAGUUAGAAGUUGUUGGUGUCAAUAAUUUCACUUGCAAUUUAUUCAGAUUUAUGUUUGAGUCCAAACAUACUGUACAUUUACUUUACUGGUUAGAAUUAUCAUUUCCAUGCUAAUUAAGGCAUACUAUAUUCAGUCCUUGGCUGGUGCUUGGUGCACGUUGAUGUUUCACAACAUGAGGCAAGUUUGAUGCAAGUUGUCCCAUAGAUGGUAAGACACGCUGAGAUGUGUCAUGGUCGUUUGGGGGCGGUGGGGUAGUCUCAUGGUUAAAGCGUCCACUCUUCACGCUGAAGUCCCGGGUUCCAUUCCCCA
Haliotis rubra (blacklip abalone) is the source of this 3350-nucleotide messenger RNA. Its product is annotated as caspase-3-like. Gene Ontology annotation, biological process: proteolysis; apoptotic process. Gene Ontology annotation, cellular component: cytoplasm. Lineage: Eukaryota; Metazoa; Mollusca; Gastropoda; Lepetellida; Haliotidae. The coding region runs from base 280 to 1605 and encodes 441 amino acids. The record is from RefSeq and is a predicted model, not a curated record. The transcript has 3 exons. Gene Ontology annotation, molecular function: GTPase activity; GTP binding.